This is a messenger RNA of Drosophila hydei, 1457 nucleotides long. RefSeq names its product glycoprotein-N-acetylgalactosamine 3-beta-galactosyltransferase 1-like. The coding region runs from base 324 to 1277 and encodes 317 amino acids. Lineage: Eukaryota; Metazoa; Arthropoda; Insecta; Diptera; Drosophilidae. Gene Ontology annotation, molecular function: N-acetylgalactosaminide beta-1,3-galactosyltransferase activity. Gene Ontology annotation, cellular component: membrane. The record is from RefSeq and is a predicted model, not a curated record. The transcript is spliced from 5 exons.
GUUGCACAUCUCUAGCUUUUGCCAUUAUGGUCACACUGCCUCGCAAAUCAAGUGUCGUUUGGAUCGAAGCGCGCACGUAAAAAACCAACAAAGAAGCAAUAACAAAGACAGCAGAAAAAACAGCUCGCAAGUCUGUCAACGAUCGUCAAGGCGUUAAGUCGACGUCGCGCUGCGCCGUGUUGUUUAUAUGUUAGUGACAUUUAUGUUGUUUGUAUUACUUUUGACUUUUUUUAUAUAUUCUUUACGUGUGUGCCUGCUGCGACUCUCUUCAACGCAUAAAACGGUAAUAAAAGCCAACAUACCGUUAGCCAAGCAAGAAAAAAAUGUAUAUAUAUUUCGUUAAGCUGCAAAAGCAGCGACUGCAGCUGCUGUUGAUGCUGCUGCUGGGCCUCAUCUGUGGCAGCUGUUUGUCGCGCCUAUUGCAGCUGGCGCGUCACGAAUUCUACAGCGACAGCAGCGCAUCAGCUGAUUCCGUUGAGCUUUACACCGGCAGCAGCAGCAGCAGAGAGGCUGCUGCUGCUCUUUACAAUUUGCGGCAAGCUUCAAAUUAUAAUCCGACUAAGCGUAUACUCUGCAUGAUUACGGUGCGCCCGCUUAAGCAGAAGCGCCAGGUGCACAUUGAGCACACCUGGGGCAAGCGCUGCCACAAGCUGCUCUUCCUCAACUCCAAGCAUAAGAAUAAGAAACCUUUUUUCAACCUGUCGAUGAGGCGCAAUCACACCAGCAGCAGCAGCAGCAGCAGCAGCAGCAACAGCAGCAGCUCAUGGGGUCGCACGCGCGAAUAUCUGCAUUACGUCUAUACGCAUUAUCACAAGCAAUACGACUGGUUCCUCAUGGUGACUGACGAAACCUAUGUGAUCAUGGAGAAUCUGGAACACUUGCUGCUUGACUACUUACCCGAGAUGCCCGUCUACUUUGAUAGCUUUGCAUAUGAGUUUACGAAAAAUCAGCAUAUAAGAACAGGAUCUGGCGGCAAUUUAUUUAGUAAGGAGGCGCUGCAUCGUUUUGUGACUCUGGGCCAUGAUAAUAGUACCAUUUGCAGCAGUCACAAUUAUGGCAUUAAGCAUGUGGAAAUUGCACGUUGUUUUCGCAAUGUGGGCGUGGCCGUGGGCAACAGUAGCGAUGAGCAAGGCCUGCCGCUCUUCGUGAACAAGCUAACGAAUAUUACACUCGGCUGCUGUUCGAAGUCAGCAAUAACAUUUAACUGUCCUGAUAUGUUUUGUUUUUAUAUAAUGGAAUAUAUCGUUUAUAAAUUACGUCCGUUUGGCUUGAGUUGAACGAAUGAAAAUUUCAAGUAAAGGACUGCAGAAAACUUUGCCAAAGACAUAGCCUCAUUUAAAACUGUCUUCAUUAAGCAUACAUAAAUAGAACAUAACAUAUAUUGUAAAACUCUCUAGAAAUAGCUAACAGAAAACCUAUAAAUAAAUGUGUACAUACAAACUUAAAUUUUUGUUAGU